Messenger RNA from Bombus impatiens (common eastern bumble bee), 2623 nucleotides. Its product is annotated as multiple epidermal growth factor-like domains protein 10. The transcript is spliced from 7 exons. The coding region runs from base 166 to 2325 and encodes 719 amino acids. NCBI's taxonomy places the organism in Eukaryota, Metazoa, Arthropoda, Insecta, Hymenoptera, Apidae. The record is from RefSeq and is a predicted model, not a curated record.
AACAUUUGUGACGAAGGAUCCUCUGUGUAACUCGAUCAACUCUGACGACAAAAUUGUCUGAACCUCCGCGAUAUCGAGCAUCCUGUCGAUAACGCGAAACAGAUAAAAGAAGUCGAGCCCAUCAAUUGCAGCAGUUAGCAUCAGUUUCAGUAGCAAAUUGCUCGUAUGAACGAAAGGACGAGAAAUAUGGGAUACAUUGGUGGUAUAAUCUUUAUAAACUCUAUCCUUAUAACAGGUGUAAUGAUGUCGUCGUGGUCGACCAGGCAACCUAAAAACGAGUUGGAUGAUUCGGACCAUGAGUGCAUCGUGAGAUUCAGUCGGAGGGAAGAACGAUUCGUGCCGUAUACGGAAACGUACAAGGCUCGGAAAUGGGGACUUUUUUAUGUGAUUAAGACUCGAACAAACUACAGGAGCGAGUACAGAACCACUUGGGUGACUGAGAAAACGUGCUGCAACGGCUACGUGAAAAACGACAACGUCUGCGUGCCAGUAUGCUCGGUUCCUUGCAUCAACGCAAGAUGCGUAAAACCAAAUACGUGCGAAUGCGAACAAGGAUUUAGACAGCAGUAUGUAUCGUUCGCGUGCGAGCCAGUAUGCGAGGGGAACUGCAAGAACGGCGUUUGCCAAUCUCCUAAUAAAUGCAUGUGCAACACUGGCUACGAAUUGUCCGCUGACAAGUUGCACUGUCAACCAAUUUGCCAGCAAAAUUGCGAACAGCUAAAUGCUCAUUGCGUGGGGCCGAACCAUUGCGUCUGCAAUCCAGGCUACGAGCUAUCCGAUUUACUGUGCAAGCCGAUUUGUAAAAUGCCAUGUGAAAAUGGCAAGUGCACAGCGCCGGACGUUUGCACUUGCAACGAUGGUUACGAACUUAUGGAUAUGUUCACCUGCACGCCCAAGUGCGAGCAACCUUGUAAAUACGGCAAUUGCACGGCACCAAACAAUUGUACAUGCAACCCAGGAUACCAACAGAACGAGGCCAAGGACUGUGAUCCGAUCUGUAGCGAAUCCUGCGUGAAUGGAACUUGUAUCGCCCCGGAAGUCUGCAGCUGCGACCCAGGUUACGGAUUAUUGAACGAUUCCAAGUAUGUUUGCGAGCCCAUGUGCGAAAAGGCUUGCGUAAAUGGAACCUGCACAGCACCUGACAUCUGUUCUUGCCACGACGGCUAUCGAGUUAGCGGAGAUGACACGAUGAAGCACGUGUGCGAGCCAAUUUGCGAGAAAUCUUGCGGAAACGGAACGUGCACCGCGCCAGGAGUUUGCAACUGCACGGAGGGUUACUGGUUCGAGGAAGAGGAACGAACGUGCGUACCGUUUUGCAAGAUUCCUUGUGAACCUGGCGGAACAUGCGUGGCACCGGACACUUGCAGUUGCUUCGAUGGAUAUCGGACGAUCGAUACGAACGUGAAGGAAAACGAAGUAGACAAAAUCACAGAUGGUUACAUAUCAGCCUGUGAACCUAUCUGCGAACCAAGUUGCAAACAUGGUAAAUGCACGGCGCCGAAUUUCUGCACUUGCAAUGACAACUACACACGAUCGUCAGAUAAUCGGUGCAUGCCAAUCUGUUCCUCCUGUGAAAACGGUAUCUGCGUUGCGCCACAUGUAUGCCAGUGUUUAGAAGGUUUCGUCAAGGAAUCCGAAGGCUCGUGCGUAGCAUUUUGCGAAAAUAACUGCGAGAACGGAAAAUGCGUGGCGCCAAACGAGUGCCGAUGCGAUGUUGGCUUUGAAAUGAGUGCGAAUGGUACCUGCGUUAAGCCGUGUACACGCGUUUGCAAAGGUCAUGGAGUAUGCGUGAAGGACGAGGAACCGUGUGAAUGUUCUUACGGAUGGACAGGGUGGGAUUGUGACCAACCCACUGUGUGCAUUUUAGUAAUGGAUUUCGACGAUAAGACCGUCAAUCGACUCACGGUCCACAAUGAGACGAAUAGCACGCAAAUGGAUGCCAGACAUUACGCACCGUAUUGCUACCAAUGCAACGACACAGAGGGCAACAAAAGUUUCUGCUUUACUAUAACCUCCGACCAUGGUCCAUCGACCAUUGGUUGCUUUGUCGAAAGAGAAUCGCCGUGCUACCUAUCUAUGUAUCACAGCAGCACUAACACAGUGUCCAGGAUGGUUGGAACAUUAACAGCAAUUACGAUCGUAAUAAUAGCGACCGCAACAACGGCAGCGUAUUUCUUCAUUCGUAGACAACGGAAAAUGAAGACGCGCGCAGCCAUCGUGCAAAAUGAUUUGUAUCAAGAAACUAUCACACACGAAGCAAACGAAUGUCUCAUUUCGGAAGAUGAAAGUCACGAUGCAAUCGUGAACGACACUGGGAUAAAUUAGAACGAACAAAGAAAGUACGAAUCGGUAUUUGAACGAGAAUUUUCUCCUAGUAAGUUCUCGGAGGAUAAGAAGAUAUACAGGCGAUAUACAAUCUUCAGGAUACGUGUACGAUAUCAUCGCGUGAAAAACGGAACACCUAUGACGAUAGUAUUAAUACUUGAAACGCUACCUUUUGUAUUAAAUAUACGAAAACGUUCUACAAAAGAAAAGAAGAAAGCUGUACUCGAUUAACCAUACCAAUAUCCUACAGCGACGUCGGAAGCCAAAUGAUUCCCAAUACGAUCCACGAUCCUCCAUU